GAGGGCUGGAGCCCGGGCCAGGAGGGAGGAAGAGAGAGGGAGGGGGGCCGGGAGGCUGUGCCAGGCGAGCCGGAGGGGUGCUCAGCGCUCCCCCGCCCUCCUUCCGGGAGCGAGGAUGCAGACUCUGAAACUGGCGCUGCUGGGCUGAGGCAGAGGCAGGGGAGUUGCAGCGCGCGCGGCUCGGUGAGUGUGUCUCCUGAGCGCGGAGAGGCGGGGGGAGGCGGAGGACGAAGAGGAGGAGGAGGGGGAGAAUGCCCGGAGCCGCCGUCGCAGCCGCCGCCGCCGCCGCGAUGCUCCCGGCUCAGGAGGCUGCCAAGCUGUACCACACCAACUAUGUGCGGAACUCGCGGGCCAUCGGCGUGCUGUGGGCCAUCUUCACCAUCUGCUUUGCCAUCGUCAACGUGGUGUGCUUCAUCCAGCCCUACUGGAUUGGCGACGGCGUGGACACCCCGCAAGCCGGCUAUUUCGGGCUCUUCCACUACUGCAUCGGCAACGGCUUCUCCCGGGAGCUGACCUGCAGGGGCAGCUUCACGGACUUCUCCACGCUGCCCUCGGGCGCCUUCAAAGCCGCCUCCUUCUUCAUCGGCCUCUCCAUGAUGCUCAUCAUCGCCUGCAUCGUCUGCUUCACCCUCUUCUUCUUCUGCAACACGGCGACGGUGUACAAGAUCUGUGCCUGGAUGCAGCUCACCUCCGCUGCCUGCCUUGUGCUCGGCUGCAUGAUUUUCCCCGAUGGCUGGGAUUCAGAUGAAGUAAAACGGAUGUGUGGAGAAAAGACAGACAAGUACACUCUGGGGGCUUGUUCAGUCCGCUGGGCGUACAUCCUGGCUAUUAUUGGGAUUUUGGAUGCCCUGAUCCUUUCGUUUCUGGCGUUUGUGCUUGGUAACCGACAAGACAGCUUGAUGGCCGAGGAACUGAAGGCAGAAAACAAAGACGACGGAAAUGCUUAAAGCAAACUAAGGUAGUGUGAGACCACACCAUUUCUGCUAAGCCAAUAUUCUCUAGAAUGAGCACAAAACAAAUCAAAUAACAGCUAAACAAAUCGAAUAAGAGCUUUUGUACAUCAACAUCAAGAAGGAAGACUUGCGAGAAAUCAGAGUACAGAGACAGAUCUGGACGAGAGUGAACCAUCUACUUGUCAAGGCACCUUCUAAAUCUGGACCGGCAGAGAUGGCAGUGAUUUUCUGGAAGGAGAUGUGAUAAUGGAUUAAACACCAGCUCAUGGGAAGAUAUCGUCGAAUAAGAUCAGAUCACAUUCAUGAGAAGUCACAUUCAGGAAAUAUUUUAAGAGAAAGGAAUAUAAAUGUGCUAGAAUUAACAUGUAAAAUAUAUAUGUACUGAGGUUUGUAAACUGUCCUUUUUUAAUCAAACUGAAAACAAAAAGCUUUAAUCUUUCAACCUUCUUUUAAUAAAAGGCAGUCAAUCCUAAAUUAUUCCUAUCUCAAUAGCCAAGAGGCUGAUCAAGCAUCAUUUUACAGAGGAAGGCAGCUUAGGAAAAUGCCUCAGCGUAUUUUCACAGGAGCCGUGAUCUUUGGUUCCCAUCUCUGCCGUGCGUUUAUUUCACUGUGUAAUUAGUAAAACCACUCAGUUCAGAGAUGUAACACUUCAAACUUUUUACAGAGUCUGUGUUCAGUUUAAUCUGUCUGUACAAGUUAUUACUGAGAAAGUGUUUCUGACAUAUACUAGAACUCCAUCAAGCUGUAUAUUACAGGAAGUACAUCUUUACAUCAUAGGUCCCUGAGCAACCUAGCUAUCCCUAUCUUUCAGGAAACAGCAUCAGGGAACUCUGAAAAAUAUAGAAAGCUCAUUUUCACCUUGGAUGCUCACAUGUAAUAUAUAGGCUGCUAUCAAAUAAACACUUUUUUCCUAAUUCUCCCUACAUAAGAAUUUAAUAUACUUUAUAAAUAGGCAUCUAAAAGCUCUCCUUUUUUUUUCUCUAUUUCUUUGCUGUACUUGUCAUCAGAAAUCCAUAGCCUUUUUUUCCCUUACUAACAGGUCUCAUUUUUGUUU
This is a messenger RNA of Lutra lutra (Eurasian river otter), 2007 nucleotides long. RefSeq names its product LHFPL tetraspan subfamily member 3 (gene LHFPL3). NCBI's taxonomy places the organism in Eukaryota, Metazoa, Chordata, Mammalia, Carnivora, Mustelidae. Gene Ontology annotation, biological process: sensory perception of sound. The transcript is spliced from 4 exons. Gene Ontology annotation, cellular component: plasma membrane. The record is from RefSeq and is a predicted model, not a curated record. Bases 252 to 947 code for a protein of 231 amino acids.